AACACUUGCAAGUGAAGUUGGAAAUAAACUCUUCAGAAAAGAAAAUUCGAUUUUAGUUUAAAAUGGCUAUGCAACCGCAUUCAAAAAAGCGCGUCUGCUAUUAUUAUGAUAGUGACAUCGGUAACUAUUACUAUGGGCAAGGUCAUCCCAUGAAGCCUCAUCGUAUACGUAUGACACAUAACUUACUCUUAAAUUAUGGACUUUACCGGAAAAUGGAGAUUUAUCGUCCACACAAAGCUACUCAAGAUGAAAUGACGAAAUUUCACUCGGACGAGUAUAUUCGAUUUCUACGAUCAAUUCGUCCUGAUAAUAUGAACGAAUACAGCAAACAAAUGCAGCGAUUCAAUGUUGGUGAAGAUUGUCCUGUGUUUGAUGGCCUCUAUGAAUUUUGUCAAUUAUCGGCUGGGGGAUCAGUGGCGUCUGCUGUGAAAUUGAACAAACAAGCGUCAGAAAUUUGCAUUAAUUGGGGAGGUGGACUUCAUCAUGCAAAGAAAUCCGAAGCCUCUGGAUUUUGCUAUGUUAACGACAUUGUCCUCGGUAUAUUGGAGCUGCUGAAAUAUCAUCAACGAGUUCUCUAUAUCGACAUUGAUGUUCAUCAUGGUGACGGAGUUGAAGAAGCCUUUUUCACAACUGAUCGUGUCAUGACAGCAAGUUUCCACAAAUAUGGAGAAUACUUCCCGGGGACAGGAGAUUUACGAGAUAUUGGAGCUGGAAAAGGAAAAUAUUACGCUGUUAAUGUCCCAUUAAGAGAUGGAAUGGAUGAUGAGUCUUACGACUCAAUCUUCGUUCCAAUUAUGACAAAAGUUAUGGAGACAUUCCAACCUUCAGCUGUUGUCUUGCAAUGUGGAGCUGACUCACUUACAGGUGAUCGUUUAGGUUGCUUCAAUCUCACAGUUAAAGGUCAUGGAAAAUGUGUGGAAUUCAUCAAGAAAUAUAAUUUACCUUUCAUGAUGCUUGGAGGUGGUGGCUACACAAUCAGAAAUGUUUCCCGAUGCUGGACUUAUGAAACAUCAGUUGCACUUGGAGUUGAAAUCGCAAACGAAUUACCAUACAACGAUUACUUCGAAUAUUUUGGACCCGACUUUAAACUUCACAUUUCUCCUUCAAACAUGACAAAUCUUAACACGUCAGACUAUCUCGAAAAGGUCAAGUCUCGGCUAUUUGAAAACUUGAGAAUGUUACCACAUGCACCGGGUGUUCAGGUUCAGCCUAUUCCAGAGGAUGGAAUUAAAAUGGAUGUUGACGAUCAAGACGGUGCUGCUGAUGGAGAUACUGAAGCUGAAAAGGAUGAACGAGCUCCUCAAUCGGAGAAGGACAAGAGAAUUAUUCCAGACAAUGAUUUUUCAGACUCAGAAGACGAAGGGCCAACAGGUGACGGACGUAAAAACAGGGAAUCUUUUAAGAAUCCCAGAAAGAAGCAGCGCACUGAUUCAAAGAACACAGCAGAAACAGCAGAAAAAGAUGUUGUCAAAGACGAGAAACCUGCCGAAGAGAAACCUGCUGAAACUAAACCUGAAGUUUCACCUCCAACAGAGAAAAAAGAAGAGAACGGAACAGUCGCAAAGAAAGAAGAAACAAAUGAACCAGCACCUCCAGUAGCUGCUGCUGAGACUUAAAUUUUAAACUGAUCAAUAAUUCCAAUUUCUAACAUGCAAGUUAAUUUUUUCUCAUUAAUAUAGGUUCAAUAUAAUUUUCAUUUAAAUACUUUUUUCUUAUUUUAACUUAAAAUGUAAGAUUAAAAGUCAAAUCAGAUAUGACUUUUUAUUGUCGUAAAUAAAUUAUGAAAUGAAAAAUAAUAUA
Clunio marinus is the source of this 1800-nucleotide messenger RNA. Lineage: Eukaryota; Metazoa; Arthropoda; Insecta; Diptera; Chironomidae. The record is from the annotation of a GenBank genome assembly.